This is a messenger RNA of Seminavis robusta, 1190 nucleotides long. The record is from the annotation of a GenBank genome assembly. NCBI's taxonomy places the organism in Eukaryota, Bacillariophyta, Bacillariophyceae, Naviculales, Naviculaceae.
GCUUAUCUACUUUCAAACAGCUCUGCUGGGUGGAUCCUUUGUAGCAGCUGCAGCGCUCGCGUCGCCUUCCCUUCCUCGACAUUUCCAGACAUCCAGGGUCCACCACACAACAACGCCCAAGGACUUUCAACGAUACCGAGAUUGGAAAUCCACCUUAUCAGCAGACCACAUCAAACCUAGAAUUUUGGGCUGCAGCGGAGAUAGAUCUAGUUUCUCGAUUCACAGCUGACACCACGAGAGAACUCAGAAUCAACAAGACAAGUAACCAACGAACACCAACGAGAUCUAGUUUUUCGUAGGACAGUACAUGCAAGAUGAACCGAGUAUUUGGCAAGAAGAAAGCAGCUGGUCCGGCACCCACUCUGACGGAUGCCUCUGCUGGAUUGGGAGGGCGAAUUGACUCUAUGGAUACCAAGAUUCAAGGCUUGGAGGAUGAGCUACGUCAAUACAAGGAAAAGAUCAAAAAGGCUCGAACCCCGGCCGCCAAAAAGACUCUGCAAAAGCGAGCCAUGGAAGUGUUGAAGCGAAAGAAGAUGUAUGAGCAACAGCGUGACAUGGCAUCCGGGCAGCAAUUUAACAUUGAUCAAGCUCAAUUUGGAAUGGAGUCUGCCAAAGCUACUGUGCAAACGGUGGCGGCCAUGAAAAGUGCCAACAACGAAAUGAAAAAGGUCAUGAAGAAAGACCUCAAUAUUGACGCUGUGGAAGAUUUGGCAGAUGAAAUGGCAGAGCUUCUGGAAGAUUUCGGCGAGAUCAACGAAGCUUUGGGAAAUAAUUACGCAACACCCGAUUUGGACGAAGCAGAUCUCGAUGCCGAACUGGAAAUGUUGGGUGAUGAGUUGGAAAUGGAGGAAUUGGAGGCGGAUGCUACACCCAGCUAUUUGCAAGCGCCACUACCAUCACAACCCACGGAUGUGCCGGGUGACAAAUUGCCAGGAGAGGAACUGGAGGAUGAAUUUGGUUUGCCUGCAGCCCCUCACUGAGCCCACAACGAUCGCAUGAGGGGAGAGCUCGAUGUAUCAAAUAGUACACAGUGGCUUUCAUUUCUGAAGCUUAGGUAUGAUUGGAAUAACAAAGCUGAUUGUACCACCCAACAAUAUUCAAUUUAUGCAAUCCACUAGAACUGCCGUUUCAUCAUACAAUGGCAACCAUAAUUCCUUUGUAUAGUCUUUCACGGGAAUGUCUUGUGCCGU